AACGGUUCCAUGACGACUCUGUCAAAGCCUGACAGACCGUGCGAUAAUUGCCGCCGGCGGAAGAUUCGAUGCUUGGUUGAACCGGGGAAUGAUUGCGCGCUGUGUCGGUCUCAUGGGCAGUCAUGCACAUUCCUCGAGGGACCACCCAAGAAGAAACGAAAGCAAUCCGAUGUAGUCAGCCCAGUGGCAGUGGUAGGUGUUUCGCCAGAAGCGCGCUCCCACCAAGAAUCGCCGCACGACUAUUCGGCAUAUCCUGAAGCACCAUCUUUGUUGAGGCAAACCCUGGGUCAUCAACAUUUUCGUACCAACAUAUACAUCGGUGCCACGUCAGGUCCAAGUCGAGUACUGCUCGAUUUGGCUGAGCGGUCCCGUCACGGUCAAUAUCAUGCUGGACCCCUUGAUUCCGAGGUCCGUCGCGUUGGCAGUGAUGGUUAUUUCCUCAUUCUACCAGAUGAGCAGGCAGCCAUUGACGAGCAGCUUGAGACACUGGACAAGAUCGAAGCCCUCAUCAAGCCUCAUGGUCCGGCACUGGUGGACCUCUUUUUCCGCAUUGUACAUCCUAGCUUUCCAAUACUCCAUAAGGAUGUCUUCCUGGAAAAGCAUGGUCGAUCAUAUCGAGAACUCGCGCCAGCGUGUUUGUCUGCCGUCUACAUGCUAGCAUUAAAUUGGUGGUCUUACAGUAUUGAGCUCGCCCACCUCACAAAACCGAAUAUCAGCGAGCUUGAGAAGCUGGUGCCUUCGCUCAUGGUCUACAACAAGAUCUCCAAGGUUUCAGACAUUCAAGCUGGCUUAUUAUUGCUACAACGACCCAAGAGAGACUCUUGGAGAUUGACCGCUCAGUUGGUUGCGAUGGCUGAAGAUGUGGGCUUACAUCGUGACUGCACCGAUUGGCAAAUCCCGGAUUGGGAAAAGGGCGCGCGCAAGAGAACAGCUUGGGCUCUGUUCAUACAGGACAAAUGGGGGGCUCUUGUGCAUGGCCGUCCCUCGCACAUCAAAGCGGACAACUGGGAGGUCUUGCCACUUGGUAUAGGAGAUUUUCCAGAGAACAUCGAGGACGAGGACGCAGAGCAAGGUAGCUCCGAAGUGGAGAAGGGUAUACUUAUUUUUAUGCAUCUUGCCUCCCUCACGCAAAUCCUUUCGGACAUCAUCGACGACCUAUUCACCCUGAAAGCGGCCAAAAAUCAAAGAGGCACAUUCGAUCUGCUCCAAGCAGUCAAACCACUGCAGUUAAAGCUGAAGUCCUGGUAUUCUCAGUUGCCCUCAUGUUUGGCAUUUGAUUCUACACAACCAAGAAAGCUAUCCGCGACAGGUCAUUUGUAUCUUGCAUACCUGACUGCUGAAGCCACUUUACAUCGAGCUAUUCUCGAAUCCGAAAUGCGAGACGCAUUGGAGCCAUCUUUGCGUAAAAUCACCCGUGAUGCUGCAAUCAUGAGAUUCAAGUCUGUGAUUGACUUCCUGAAACGCCUCAAACCCGAACAUAUGCAAGGGUUUUGGCAUUCUGCAUCCGAGCCUUGUCUGGCAAUCAUCAGCACAUUUGCACUCGUCCUACUUGCAACGAGCCAGGAUCCGCGCGAAACCAAGGAUAUUUUCUCUCAGAUUGCGGAAUUCCGAUGGCUGCUUAACAUCAAUGGCCCAAGUGCUGACUUCAUGAAACUUGCCGUCGAUUUGUUGCAAGCC
Messenger RNA from Exophiala viscosa, 1677 nucleotides. Its product is annotated as transcriptional activator protein DAL81. The record is from RefSeq and is a predicted model, not a curated record. Gene Ontology annotation, biological process: DNA-templated transcription. Gene Ontology annotation, cellular component: nucleus. The annotation marks the transcript as partial. Gene Ontology annotation, molecular function: DNA binding; DNA-binding transcription factor activity, RNA polymerase II-specific; zinc ion binding. The transcript is spliced from 2 exons. NCBI's taxonomy places the organism in Eukaryota, Fungi, Ascomycota, Eurotiomycetes, Chaetothyriales, Herpotrichiellaceae.